This is a messenger RNA of Magnolia sinica, 912 nucleotides long. RefSeq names its product agamous-like MADS-box protein AGL82. The record is from RefSeq and is a predicted model, not a curated record. The transcript has a single exon. The coding region runs from base 1 to 912 and encodes 303 amino acids. Gene Ontology annotation, biological process: positive regulation of transcription by RNA polymerase II. Gene Ontology annotation, molecular function: protein dimerization activity; DNA-binding transcription factor activity, RNA polymerase II-specific; RNA polymerase II cis-regulatory region sequence-specific DNA binding. NCBI's taxonomy places the organism in Eukaryota, Viridiplantae, Streptophyta, Magnoliopsida, Magnoliales, Magnoliaceae.
AUGGGUCGCAUCAAACGCAACAUGAAGCAAAUUGAAAGUGAGAGAUCCCGCUUAUUAACGUAUGAAAAGAGAAGAAAAGGACUUACAAAGAAGAUAUACGAACUUACGACGCUCUGCGGUAUUGAUGCAUGCAUGAUCUGUUUUGGUCCAGUAGGCAGCCGAUCAUACGGACCUCAGACAUGGCCUGAGACUGAUAUGGAAGUAAAACGCGUAAUCAAUAGGCAUCUCGGUCUCAACAAGGAAGAACGAGAGAAACGAAAUCUCAAUCUCUCAAGCUUUUUUGAGGAUAAGAAGAAAGUUGAAGAGAAAGAAGAGAAAGCUGCCUUGCAGUACCCUUCAUGGGAUGAAGAUUUGGACAACUUAUCCGAAGAAUCGCUGCGAGGUUUGGUGAGGAAGUUGGACUCUAAAUUGGAGAUUGUGAGAAAGAGAAUCGAAUCGAUUAAUGGUGAGAAAUGUGUAGAUCUCAAUAUUCCCAGUUCAAAUCACUUGCUUGAUGCAUCCAACCAAAAGAAUGAUAAUGGAAUGUAUGUAAUUCGACGUCAACCGCUUCCUAUUUCGGAGAUGCGUCAUGAAGGCAUUGCUCCAAUGGAUAUGAUUCAACCUCAACCGCUUCCGAUCUCAUAUAUCGAUCCAUCGAAUCAAGUUCUCAUGGCACCAGGCCAUCCUUAUUAUCCAAUGAUGAUGUAUUAUCCGAUGAUGAUGUUCAAUGCAAAUACGAUGCAUUAUGGUGACUUCAAAUGUAGCAAUUACAAUGACAACAACGACAACCUUUGUCCGUCGGGAAGCUUGAAAAUCAGGGCAUCAGGGCCGUCAUCUUCAUCCCCGUCAUCUCUCAAGGCGUUGUUGCCACUGGAUUAUGGGUCACCCAAGUAUCCGGAUCUUGCGAUUAUGCACAUGCAAGGGAGGUUUUGA